This is a messenger RNA of Cebus imitator (Panamanian white-faced capuchin), 1397 nucleotides long. RefSeq names its product ATPase H+/K+ transporting subunit beta (gene ATP4B). Lineage: Eukaryota; Metazoa; Chordata; Mammalia; Primates; Cebidae. Bases 49 to 924 code for a protein of 291 amino acids. The record is from RefSeq and is a predicted model, not a curated record. Gene Ontology annotation, cellular component: sodium:potassium-exchanging ATPase complex. Gene Ontology annotation, molecular function: ATPase activator activity. The transcript has 7 exons. Gene Ontology annotation, biological process: intracellular sodium ion homeostasis; potassium ion import across plasma membrane; intracellular potassium ion homeostasis.
GACGCAGGGGGUGCAGGGAGCAGGUGGGAGGCUCCCAGGCCAGGGACGAUGGCGGCGCUGCAGGAGAAGAAGACGUGCAGCCAGCGCAUGGAGGAGUUCCAGCGCUACUGCUGGAACCCGGACACAGGGCAGAUGCUGGGCCGCACCCUGUCCCGGUGGGUGUGGAUCAGUCUGUACUACGUGGCCUUCUACGUGGUGAUGACCGGGCUCUUCGCCCUGUGCCUCUAUGUGCUCAUGCAGACGGUCGACCCGUACACGCCGGACUACCAAGACCAGCUGCGGUCACCAGGGGUAACCUUAAGGCCAGAUGUUUAUGGGGAGAAAGGCCUGGAAAUUGUCUACAACGUUUCUGAUAACAGAACCUGGGCAGACCUCACACACACUCUCCACACCUUCCUAGCAGGCUACUCUCCAGCAGCCCAGGAGGACAGCAUCAACUGCACCUCCGACCAGUACUUCUUCCAGGAGCGCUUCCUUGCUCCAAACCACACCAAGUUCUCCUGCAAAUUCACGGCAGACAUGCUGCAGAACUGCUCAGGCCUGGUGGAUCCCGACUUCGGCUUUGAAGAAGGAAAGCCAUGUUUUAUUAUUAAAAUGAACAGGAUCGUCAAGUUCCUCCCCAGCAACGGCUCGGCCCCCAGAGUGGACUGUGCCUUCCUGGACCAGCCCCACGAGCUCGGCCAGCCGCUGCAGGUGGUGUAUUACCCUCCCAAUGGCACCUUCAGUCUGCACUACUUCCCCUACUAUGGGAAGAAGGCCCAGCCCCACUACAGCAACCCUCUGGUGGCAGCAAAGCUCCUCAACGUGCCCAGGAACACUCAGGUUGCCAUCGUGUGCAAGGUCAUGGCGGAGCACGUGACCUUCGACAACCCCCAUGACCCGUAUGAAGGGAAAGUGGAGUUCAAACUCAAGAUUGUGAAGUGAACAGUGUGCGCAGGGCGCAGGGGUCCUGGGCACAGCCUGCGGGGUCGCUCACGGAUGCCCUUCCUGCCGCAUCAUCCCAAAAACGGUUUAGAGCAGCAACGGCGCUGUCAGUGUGGGAACUCCAGAGAAGCGCCAACACGGGAAGGGCCUGCCCUCGAGCAUCCGUUCUUCCUUACUGAAUUCUCACCGUUUUUAGAUGGAAUUUGCUGCUAUAAGAAUGUCCAGCCAACACGGGAAUGCCAAGGCAGCAACUGUCUAAUUAACCAGAUCAUAAAUCAAUUUGCCUUUUCCUAUGUAGACAUCACUUUCUUACUAUAAUUUAUUUUUCUAUACUUCAAUAUGAACUGCCCCCACAUUAAUAUAAAAACUAUUGAUACACUGAUAUGAAACACGGCUUACACUAAUGACAUUCUGAGUUCUUUCUUUUAAAAUUGCAAUUCCUAAGUUGUAAAAUAAAAUAUAUUAAAGUUACU